AAGCAUUCUUGGAUUGGUGACCUCCACACACAUCCACACUCUCCAUACAAACACUUUCACACAUAAAACAAAAACAACCAACACUUGUCCUUUAUUUCCAGUUUAUUCAUGGAUAAAAUAUAAAUGUCACCUUUUUUUUCUUCUUUUUUUUUUCACUUGCUGCUCAGGCACAACUUGAAAAGCAGGUGUUCACACACAUCAGCGAGCACUGACACACACCCAGCAUGAUGACAGCGUUGCCAUGAACCCGUCAUACGGUAUUUACUUAUGUAAACACACGGCAUGCCAUUAGCUUUAGUAACUAAAUGUAGGCUGUGAGGUGCGUGAGCCGUAUUUCCUGAUCCGCAGCAUUCGAGCCGCCCGAAACAAGGUCACACACUCUGGGUUUUACUCUCCAGCACGUUCACACACACACACACACACACACACACACACACACACUUUACUGGAAUAACACUAUUGAGGCUGCUGGUUUUCCGAUACACAUCAGGUAAGAUUAGAGAGAGAAGCACAGAAAGCCUCUGAGGGCGUCACUCACAGCAGCCAAUCACAAUCCAUCUCAGCUAAUUAGUGAGCAAUCAUCAUCAGUCCUGGUCUCCUCUAUCAGUGCUCAGAAUCCUUCUGUCCAAUCAAAGGCUCUGGUGCUGUUCCCAAGACCCCUCCCUGUGUCCCACCUUCAUCCUCAGCCUGAACACCGAAUCAACAACGAGGUCAAAGGUCAAACGCUUGUUUGAAAAACAUGACCCAGCUGCAUCAUCAGGGAAAUAUUUAAUAUUUAACUGUUGGAGGAUUUUUAAAUUUUACUACUUUCGACUCAGAGCAGAACGAAGAGGACCUGAUUGAGAACAUGACCGCUCUUCACAGCGAGCGCAACAUUCGGGCUAAGAUCCAUGAAUUUGAGAGACAGACAGUCACUGACGAGCUCAGCACCCUGACACCCCGACCCCGAAACGUGACGCGGCCAGCCGUGGCACCGAAGCCCUCCAUGACUCGGAGAGCCUCCGUCAGCAGCACCACAGAAGAAGAACCAUACACCCAGAUCUUGCCAGAUAAUACCAAUGUGCAGGUUAUUAGUACAGACAGCACUCCAGUGCCUCCAUCUCCACCCCUGAGAUCACAGAUGCCUAGAAAACCCUCACUAAACUCCAGCAAUCAGUUUAAACCCCAACCUCUGAUUAGACCUCCUCCUCAGCUCCCGUCUCGACCCUCGCUGCGCAGGACUAGAACUCUAAACUCCCAGGACGAGGAUGCUGCUUUCAACACUCCUCCGUUUUCUCCACGUACAGCCCAUAACGGCCAGCAGAACGUCAACAAUCACAGCAGAACCAAAGAGAACGAAUACGUGGACGCUCCUUUUAGCCACGUUCUCUCCAACCUGAACCACGCAGCCUCUUUCACCAACGAAGUGAGCCGCAAACCGACCAUCAUCAGAGUUCCCAGCAAACAGGAACAGGAAGUGUCUGAUGGGUUCCCUCCUGCGUUUCCUGUUCAGAGAGCUAUAGGAGGCCCUCCACCUUCCAUCGCACGCAAGGGCUCGUUAAGUAGAGCGUGUGAGCCGGUUCUGCCUUCACGCCCUGCUGGGGGUAAAAGGCUGCCCCGUCAUCCUCCUAAAGCUGCCCCGGGACGCCCUCCUCCGCCGCGGAGAGACAGCAUCCAGCGUAACUCCAAGCUGAGGCAUAAUUUGUCGAAGAAAGCGCCUGUGCUUCCUCCAAGACCUAAUCCCGGACAUCGCCUGUACAACCAGUACACACUGCAAAUCCCUCACGCCAUCGCCGAUCACGACUACAACGGCACACACACUGGAGAGCUCUCCUUUCAGAAAAACGAAGUGCUGGUUCUGCUGAACCAAACAGACAGCCGAACGUUCGAGUGCCAAGUAGGAGACGCGAAAGGAACAGUGCAGAAAUCUUACAUGAAGAUCAUCACGCCGCUUUCGAACUACUCGCAUUAUGACGCCAAUCCGGCGCCGCAGGAGAGCACUUCAGUGGAAAACGGCCCUCUGCAGGUUCAAGCACUUUAUGACUUCACUCCAGAGGGUCCUGGAGAACUCGGGCUGAAGGCUGGAGACAUCAUUAAUAACGUAGAGCAGACAGACACAGAGUGGUAUUUGGGAUCGUCCAGAGGGAUCACGGGGUUCUUCCCCGUUAACUACGUCAAAAUUCUGUCCAGACAGCCUGCAGCUGCAGCUGCGUCUGCGCCUGCGCCUGCUACACCUCAGAAAAUCAGCGGCCUGCGGUGUGUUGCGAGGUUUGACUUCGAGGGCGAACACAGCGAUGAGCUCUCGUUUACCGAAGGCCAAGUGAUCAAACUCCUGGAGUACGUUGGAGAGGACUGGGCUCGCGGCAAGAUCGGUGGCCAUGUUGGAAUUUUCCCCAUCAGCUUUGUGGAACUGAUGGAGGAUCUUCCACCUUCACCUGCAAAGAACCAGACCAGGGUUCCUCUGUCUGGGAUGGCUGCCUCAAACAACAUGCAAGUUGCUGCUUCAACACGUCAUCAGGAGUACGGAGUUGAGCGAGUCAAGGCUCUGUAUGACUUCACGGCGGAGACGGAUAAUGAUCUGUCGUUCCUGAGAGGUGACCUGAUCGAAGUGAUAGAACACACUGAUGAAGAAUGGAGUUAUGGAAGACUGAAUGGCAAAGAGGGGUUAUUCCCUCUGUCCUUCACACAGACACACACAGGAGGUUCCUCACUCCGAUAACCGGUGGAGCAGACGGGAAAAAGCACAGAUGAACAAACACACCCUGCUGCCACGUAUAAACAUGAUUUGUAAUUAUUAUGUGUAUGAAUUUCUGGAUCCUUCUUUGGGUGAAACUCAACGCUGUUAUUGUGUAGUCUGGGUGCAAGAUUUAUAAAUGUGAUUUCUUUUUCCCCCUUUCAUUAACACCGUUUCAGUUUACACACACACACACACACACACAAAACCCAAGUAAGAGAGGAGUGUGUUAGGGUGUCUGGUUCAUUUACUGAAUAUAUUGUACUUUUUGGAUUUGAAUAGAAAAAAAUAAAAAUUUCCAGCAAAUGA
Messenger RNA from Ictalurus furcatus (blue catfish), 3022 nucleotides. RefSeq names its product SH3 domain containing 19 (gene sh3d19). The record is from RefSeq and is a predicted model, not a curated record. Gene Ontology annotation, biological process: protein transport to vacuole involved in ubiquitin-dependent protein catabolic process via the multivesicular body sorting pathway. NCBI's taxonomy places the organism in Eukaryota, Metazoa, Chordata, Actinopteri, Siluriformes, Ictaluridae. Gene Ontology annotation, cellular component: ESCRT-0 complex. The coding region runs from base 848 to 2698 and encodes 616 amino acids. The transcript is spliced from 15 exons. Gene Ontology annotation, molecular function: protein binding.